Molecule: messenger RNA, 5942 nt
Organism: Polypterus senegalus (gray bichir)
Lineage: Eukaryota; Metazoa; Chordata; Cladistia; Polypteriformes; Polypteridae
Gene: zbtb38
Product: zinc finger and BTB domain containing 38
Exons: 3
Coding region: 879-4907 (1342 amino acids)
Biological process (GO): regulation of immune system process; regulation of cytokine production; negative regulation of transcription by RNA polymerase II
Molecular function (GO): protein binding
Source: RefSeq, a predicted model, not a curated record
GCUUUUUGUUUCUGCAUGGUUUGAAUUCAUUUGCCUGUGUCGCUAAUGGUGUGCUAGAUGGGAGUUUGUAAAGGCUGCGCUUGUGUCAUAUUUUCCUCUGCUGCAGUUUCACUAACUGCUGCUACAUUGUGCUGUGAGACACAGCCGGUUGCUUCCAGGAGCUCAAACCUAAACAUACGACGUGCUUUGCAGUCAGAUAUUGGCUGCUAUGCCUUCAUUCGAUGCAUGACAGGACUCUCAAAUUUGAAGCCCUUUUCAUUUUUUUUUCUUGAUGCAUACUGAACAUGCUGUUAAUAAGUCAAUAUAUCACCAUGGUAAAUAAAGUUAAUACCUUCUCUUUAGCUGCUCUGAGUUUGAGAUGUAAGCUGCAAGCCCAACCAGGCUAUUUUUAACUUUAAUGCGGUGCUGGCGCUGAAUCGGUUGUGCAUGGCUUUGGUAUUUGUAUUUUCAGCAUCAAUAUCCACGGCUUAAUUUUCAGCAAGUGUGACAAGCACCCUGCACCGUGGUCAGCAGUAGUCCUUCAGCCCUUGGAGGGUGGAAAAGAGAAAUGCAGAAAAACAAAACGAGAAAGACUGUACGGUGAAAACUGCAACAUAGAUUGGAGAUGGAUAACGUUCAUUUUGCAUUUUGUUUACCAAUAUGAUGAAUUUUUUUGGGGAUGCAGCAAAAAAUGUUUUUCACUUUUUUGGCAACCACUUCUGAAAUUACAAAUCACACAGACUGAAAUUUACACAGGACUUUUAAACCUUUUGGUCAUCUAUUGCGUUAAAAGUCCAACGACUUCAUUUUCACCAAUGUUACAAGAAAAUGGAACAAAGAAAGGCUUAAGAAAAGAGGAAAUAAAGAGGUGAUCAUUUUUAGGAAAUGGAGAUACGGAGAUGACAAUCAUGUUUCGAGACACUGACAGUAUCACGGAUAACUCUCACUUCCAGUCAGUUCUUGGCCAUUUAAAUGAUCAGCGCACACAAGGAGUGCUAUGUGAUGUGACAGUUGUAGUUGAAGAUACCAAAUUCAAGGCACAUAAAAAUGUAUUAGCUGCUUCGAGCAUGUAUUUCAAAGAUUUAUUUUUCACUCAAGAGCGCAGGAUUUCAGGUCAGCUUUUAGAGCUGUCUGAUUUUAAGUCAGAUGUAUUUGCUGAAAUCCUAAAUUUUAUAUACUGUGCCAAAGUGAUGGCCACAGAGGUAGAGGAGAUUAAAGCUCUUAUUGCAGCUGGAAAGAAAUUAGGAAUUCCAUUUUUGGAAAACCUUGGGCAUUUGCUUGAUCAAGAAAAGCAAUGCCCAGAUGACUCUCAGGGCAACACAGUGCCUGAUUCAGUCCAAAGUGGAAAUUCUAGUAUUUCCCUUUAUUCAACUAACUCACAUACAAUGAAGAAAGAAACAGUUAACAGUAACCAAGAAAAACGAACAGAUGAUUUGGCUUGUCUCAGUGGUCCAAGAAUCACCAACGCAUUUUCAAUUUUUGAAACAGGAACCAACGAUGACCUGUUUUCACCACUGGACUUGAGAGCAAAUGCCAAAAGACCAUCAGAAAAUGAUAAUUUCCCAGUGUUGUGUCCCUCUCAAAAUAAAACAGUGACAGAGAUUGAGCAAACACAUGCUUUAUCUGAACAUUCAUAUGCUGCGUCAACUGUAUUAAAUCAGGUGAGAAGGGUGUCCGAGUCUCAAGGCACAACAGCCAUUGAUUUAAGACAACAAAAUGCCUUUGCAUCCAAAGUGGCUUCCAAGCAAUUCCUGAAUCACAGCCGUAGUCCUCUGAAGAAACGUUAUAAAAUGUGUACCAACCUUCUAAACGAUGAUGUGGGCUUACAGCACAGUCACACAGAGUUUAACUUAAUCCCUACUACAGUACCAGUUUCAACAUCAAGCAGCUUUAACAACAAGGCAAAUGAAAACAGUACUAUGGAAACCAUCUCAUCAAUUGCAGAUAAUAACCAUGAAGUUAAAAUGCCUUCUUCCGUUCUAACAGAACCUGUAGAGCUGCAUCCUAAUCCUUAUGGCUGUGAAUAUUGCUCUGCAAGGUUUAGCAAUGAAGCACUUCUAAAUAUCCAUGUGCAAAGCCAUAAAAAACGUUUCAUCAGUCAUUUGGCUUGCAAGUAUUGCCACAAAAAGUUCACUCACCUGAAAAGACUGCGCAAUCAUGAACAAACACGCUGUAAAGCAAAAGUUUCAGCUAAGGAAGAAGAUGCAACAGACUUGCCAGAAGAACAUAUUGAUAUUGAGAAAAUACCCAGUCCUAAAGAAACGCUGCCAGAAGAUCUUCAAGAAAAUAGUGCAGAAAAUGAUAAAGGAAUUACAGAUGAUCUGAAAGAUCUGGAUGACAAGGAGAAAACUAUUAACAUGCCGAGACUUUAUGUGUGUAGUGUAUGUAAACGGUCUUAUGUGACUCUAUCUAGCCUUAAGAGGCAUGAAAAUGUCCAUUCCUGGCAAAGAGCCUACCCAUGUCAUUACUGCAAUAAGGUGUUUGCUUUGGCUGAAUACCGCACCAAGCAUGAAAUAUGGCACACAGGAGAGAGACGGUAUCAGUGUAUCUUUUGCUUGGAAACGUUUAUGACUUACUAUAUUCUAAAAAACCAUCAGAAAUCUUUCCAUGGAAUUGACCCCAGGGUGGCUGUGAAGAAAAAAUCAGCCAACGGUGGAUUCAAAAGUGGUCUUUAUCCUUUUAAACUUUAUCGGCUUUUGCCUAUGAAAUUUAGAAAAAGACAAUACAAAACGUACAGUGAGGCAUUCUCAGAAAACUCAGACUGUACAGAUCAGUCUUUCGCAGUGUCUCUGGCAACAGAUAUUCAGCAUCCACUUGGUUCAACAUCAUCAGGAGUGAACUUUGAGGAUAAUAAACUGGCCACACCAAAUGGAACAGAUGCAGUUUCAUUAAGGCAGUUAUUUACAAUGCCGGUUACUUUUAUGGCAACUCCAAAAGUAGUCGCUUCAGUAACACCAUGUGCCAAUUUUUUGCAGCCAAGUACUACGAGUCAGCCACCAUCCACUGAAAUUGAAGUAAACCUUAAAAAAACUUUGAAGAAAUCCUCUAACAGUGAAUCAGUUUCGGCCAAGUCUUCCCUUGAUUACAAAAAUCAAGAGUCAUCUUUGAUGAGUCUGGGGCAACCUCCAUCUUCAGCUGUUACGGCAACAAAUAGAAUAUGUUCAGUAAUUGUUAGUAAUAACAAUGGUCAUGUUCUUACAGAUAAAAUGAAUGCAGAGAAAGAAAAACAAUCUAGUAUGUUAUUAGAUAUGAAUAAUCUGAAGAGCUUAGAUGAUGGCAGUGAAAACCACUUGAAUGGUCAGUUAAAACAAGACCAUUCAGCAGAUUUGCAGAUCUCAGAGGAAGCACCUAAGGAACCUUUACAAGAGCCAGUCUGUGAUCCUUCAAAUAUGAAUAACAAUAUGCAUAAUGAAGUCAGCAAAACUGAAACAUACAUUGCAAAACCAGCAUGCCCAGGUCCUGCUUUUGAUAGCCAUGUUCCUCCUCUAUGCCAAAUAACUGUAAAAAUAGGCGAUGAAGCGAUUGUUAGAAGGCGAAUAAAAGGAUCAAACUUGUUUCAAACUAAACAAGAGAAAUUUUGCUGGAACAGCUUUUCAGAAGAAGACCAGAAAUGUACAGAAAAAAUGGAGCAGGACAACAGAAGGAGUCAUAUUAGUCUGCGCUCAAGAACAGAUAGUGGGCCACUGAUUGAGCCAGAAUUGUAUGAUGACAUGACUGACCAAGACACAGCCGACAAACUGUGGCGUCCUUAUUAUUCUUAUAAGCCAAAAAAGAAGACCAAAGGAGGUAAGAAACUGAAGUCCAAACGCAGAAGAAAAAGCAAUUGUGGGGCUUCUGGAAAACACAUGAGGGCAAAUAUUAAGAAAAAAGAUCGUGCACAUGUUGAUUAUGUGGAUAGAAACCUAAGGGCUCAGCACCAAGUCUUUGUAAAUACAGAUGCUGAAACAAAACAUUUAAAGAGGAAAUUGUACAAGCAGCCAUAUACCUGUGACCACUGUCAGGCUCUCUUUUCAAACAGAUCUGCUUUAAAAAUGCACAUAGCUGAAAGCCACACUGACGAUCAGAGUUACACAUGUAAAACCUGUGGGAGGCAAUUAUCAUCUGAAGAAAUGCAUGACAGUGCUCUGUAUCCUGGAGAUCAUAAAGACUAUGCUUGUAAGAACUGUGUUGAAGAUGGCUCCUGUUUCAAAGACGGCUUUAAAAAUUAUAACACAGAGAAACGGUAUCGCUGCUCUUUCUGUCCUCAGCGUUUCUUAUAUCUGGCUACUAAGAAAAGUCAUGAGAAAAAGCACCUUGAAAAACAUGGUAAAUGCUACCCUUGCUGCUACUGCUCCAAGGUUUGUAAGUCAUCAGCUGCCUUAGGAAUGCAUCAGAAAAAACAUUUUAUUAAAACAGAAGAAGAAGAACAUUCAGCCGCAGCUGAGGUCCAUUGUCAAAUCAAACCAAGCAAAUCACCAAAUGACAUGGAACCCAAAAUGGACUUGGAGCCCAAGCUGGAAAAUGACACAGAAGUAAUCAGAAAUGGUUGCUUUCAAGAAUGUAAUAAAUCAGAUGAGAAAAAACUUAAAUUACCAUGUGAGAAUGAAGUGUUACCUUAUCACGGAACUCGUGUGCAAUUACUCCCAAACAGUGGAUGGGUGAAAUUACCAAAUGCUUUAACAGAACAGCAUCCCAACAGACACUCAGAUAUAUUAUGUGAGCAGACCAAAUGCAACAUAGAAAUGGUCACACAAACACAAGAGGAUGAUUAUAUGCCAUCUAUUAUGUGUAAAGAAUAUCAGACUUAUAAUAACUCACAGGGUGCUUGUCAUGUAGAUAGAUGGAGUGAGCAAAAAAGAUGGAAUGUAUGUAGCGAUUUUCCAAAGGCAGAGUACAAAUUCCCCUGUAAAGAAGAAACGACUUUUCAUACAGAUUAUUACAGCAAAUGAGCAUACAAGAAAGUGAAAAACUGAAUCUUAUUCAGACUGAAAUUACACUUGGAAAGAAGUGUACAGUAACACAUUAAAUUGCAGGGAUGCAUGAUAUAUAAGGUCAGGCUCAAGAGUGCUUAUCUGUAUUUUACAAUAUAGCAAUAGCAAGCAAAAGGACAAAAAACAGAGCUCUUGAAAUGUCAUGCAAAUGUUUAGUAAAGGUAUUUUCUUCACAGUUCAAAUCAACAUUUACUAUUUUUUUCAUAUUAAAAAAGUUGUUUUUUUUAUUUUUCUAAAUUUUGAUUUUGCUUUAUUGGAAAACUUGUAAUUGUAUCCUGCUUUUUAGAUGUUUUCUAUUACAAUCCGUGUGUGAAUAACACAUACCUUACAAAGGGCAUUGUUCACUACUUAUGGGUAACAGUGGUUAGAUACAAAGUAAUGCAUUAAACUGUACUUGUGUUAGUGAUGUACUAUAAUGUUAGUAAAAUAAUAUCAAGUAUCUAAGAGUAUUUCUGUACAGUAACAAAAGCGUUUACACAGGGGUUAAUUUGUUGAAAAUAGAAAAACUAUAGAUGAAAUACAUUCGCUGCAUUAUAAAUACACAAGCAGAAUACACACAGUUAAAUUCACAGUUGUUAACUAUAAUAUAAGAUGAUCCAGAAGAACAUGUUCUUCAUAUUUUUUUAUAAAAAUCUAUCACAGCAAAUCUCUGGAUUCAUAUAUAACACAUUAGCCCCUGUAAUUUCAAAUACAUAUCACUACAAAUAAGACUUUUAUCUCCAAGUUUAAUUAGAAUUAAAUCAUGCACUUUUAAAGUAGAACCAAUGGCCAGCUUCAACUUCUUUCUCAGUAAAACCUUUCAGACCUGACUCCUAGGUUUAAGCUUUAAAGAACUUAAACUUGAAUGAACCUCCUAUAACUUGCAAUUCCUUGCUUCUCUGAAUCAAAUGGCAGGAGAAAGAAUAUAACUCAAUGUUAUCAGACCAGGCUGAAAGAAUUCAUCUUUAUGGAUUUGGAUUCAAACUAGGUAGACAUUUUGGGCAGACUGUUCUU